CCUCCUUCCCCCGGGGUCCCCCACGCCCCCGGCAGUCCGUCUUCCCCGCCUACCCCCAUCCCCUGCAGCCGGCCCCAGCGUUGCUUAUCCCCGCCCGCCCGGAUCAGGAAGCGGCGGCCGGGGGCGAGGCGGGGCAGGCUCCCAGCGGCGAGCGAGGCGCAGCAGGGGCUGGAGCCGGCUCCCGGGGCGCGUCCCGAGCCGGGCAUGGCGCCGCCGGAGGAGCUCCGAGCGCGGCUGGCGGGGGCCGGCCAGUCCCACCUGCUGCGCUUCUGGGCCGAGCUGGCGCCGGCCGAGCGCGACUCGCUGCGGGCGGCCCUGGCGCUGCUGCCGGCGGAGGAGCUGGGCGCGCACUGCCGGCGGGCGGCGGCGGAGGCUCGGGCGGCGGAGCGGGGGCCCCCGGAGCGCUCGGGCCGCAGGAUGGAGCCGGUCCCGGCCGAGUUCCUGGGCAGCGUCAGCCGGAGCGAGCCGGCCACGCUGGCACGGUGGGAAGCGGAAGGUUUCCGUCAGAUCUCACAGAGCAAAGUGGCGGUGCUGCUCCUGGCUGGAGGGCAAGGGACCCGCCUGGGCGUGGCCUAUCCCAAGGGGAUGUACAGCGUGGGGCUGCCCAGUGGGAAGACCCUGUAUCAGAUCCAGGCAGAAAGAAUCCGCAAACUGGAGCAGCUUGCUGGCAAGAAAUACAGCACGACAUGUACCAUCCCAUGGUACAUCAUGACAAGCGAGUUUACACUAGGGCCAACAGAGACGUUCUUCAUAGAACACGAUUACUUUGACCUGGAUAAGACCAAUGUGAUCAUGUUUGAGCAGAGGAUGCUGCCAGCUGUAACGUUUGAUGGGAAAGCCAUCUUGGAACAGAAGGGGAAAGUUGCCAUGGCACCAGAUGGCAACGGCGGCUUAUAUCGUGCUCUAGUUGACAACAAGAUCUUGGAUGACAUGGAGCGGCGCGGUAUCCAGUAUAUCCAUGUGUACUGUGUGGACAAUAUCCUCGUCAAAAUGGCUGAUCCCGUCUUCAUCGGCUUCUGCGUGUCUAAAGGGGCAGACUGCGGUGCUAAGGUGGUGGAGAAGGCCUAUCCCACAGAGCCUGUCGGGGUAGUGUGCCGUGUGGACGGGGUCUAUCAGGUGGUGGAAUACAGCGAGAUCAGCCUAGAGACCGCCCAGAUGCGGAGUCCCGAUGGGCGGCUGGUGUACAGUGCCGGCAAUAUCUGCAAUCAUUUCUUCACGCUCGGCUUCCUCGAGACAGUGGCACAGAAAUUUGAGCCCCAGCUGAAGCAGCAUGUAGCCAUAAAGAAGGUGCCCUACGUCGACGAGGAGGGAAAUCUGGUAAAGCCGCUAAAGCCAAACGGGAUAAAGCUGGAGAAGUUUGUGUUUGAUGUGUUCCAGUUCUCUAAGAAUUUUGUUGCAUUUGAAGUUUUGAGGGAAGAGGAGUUCUCCCCUUUAAAAAAUGCAGACACAGCCGACACAGACACUCCGACCGCAGCUCGGCGGGCCCUCCUUUCUCAGCAUUACCGCUGGGCUCUGAAGGCUGGAGCCAGAUUCCUGGAUGAAAAUGGCAGCAGGAUACCAGAGAAACUCAAUUUAUCGGGAACUGAAGAUCCUCCUGCUGUGUGUGAGAUUUCUCCAUUAGUGUCUUAUUUUGGAGAGGGUCUGGAGGCACACAUGAAGAGCAAAGACUUCUAUUCGCCCUUUAUACUUGAUGAAAGCAAAAUAGAAAUGCUAGAAGAUGCUUGAAUGAAGAAAAAAUAAAAAUCUGGCCAUCAGCUCUAUGCUGGGAACAGACUCUGCUAAACCAUUGGCUUUGUUAUUAAUGAUAGAGAUAAUUGAUUGGGUAGCAAUUAAGCUGACAAAUAUAUAGAGACAUACUCUAAUUCUGUUUGCUAACUUUAAAGGCAGCAUCUUUACCUCAGCAUACGUGUAGGUUCAGGUAUGAAUGAAGUUAUAUUUGUGCUCUCAGUUACAAACAGAUUUUAUUUGUGCAUUUGAGCCUUUUCCUUUAUUUUAGAAGAGCCAUUGGGACCAAAUCCAUCUGCUUUGCAGUUUAACGGGUCUAAUUCUCCUCUCACUACUUCUUAUUCCCACUGACAUUAUUGGGAGUUGUGUGUGAAUAUGAAGAUUAAUCUGACACCCAGUUCUGUAAAGGGUUGAUCACGCUCAAGUCCCAUUCCACCUUGUAGGAUUGGGCCCUUUCUCCUGAAUAUCUAGUGGUUGUUGUUGUUUUUUACCUAAUCCUGCAAAGAUCCCAAUUCUGCAAUCGUUACUGAUGAACAGUGCUCACUCAAGGAGCCCAAAUGCACAGAAUUGGGGCUUACUUCAUUGGGGCUCUUGGUGUGAAGAAGUGUUCCUUAACAAAAGGGUUGCAGAAUUGGGAAUAAAAGGCUUGCAUGUCCAGGAGUCACCUCACCAACAAAAUAUGAAGGAGAUAUGCAGGUUAGAGGGAUUCUACCUGGCACGCUGCUACAUUUUAAGGUGUGAUCUAGUCUUUAAAAAUCAGUAUAAAAAUGUUUUUACAACAUCCUUCCACUUCUUUUGUCCUGAGGUGAACUUUUUUCCAUUUUGCUUUAUAGCAUAUCUCUAAUGUUUGGACUUUAUCUAAGUGCCUUAAAACAAUAAUUGGAACAAAUCCAGGUGGUAGAGAAAACUAUUAAAUCCAAAGAGCAAGAACUAUUUACUCCCAGCAUAAACUAUGUAAGCAAUAAAACAGCAAUAAUAUGCCUUCACAACCGAGUGGAAGGGUACAUGUCCAGUACUCCUGCCUCCCUUGAAGUGUUGUAUUCCUCUGAUUGUCACAACUUCCUUCUUAAAGUUAUCUUUAAAUAAUAUUUAGCGAAAAGUGCAAGAUUGAGAACCUGGGUUAACAGAGCAUGGGUAGCAAACUGCACCUCAAGCUUGACCUAGAAGAACCACCUGUAAGGAUGAGGUGGAAGUGCCUUCUCCUUGGAUGCUGCACUCUUUGACACUGUUGUGCUUUGUGAUGUGGAAUACUAAUCCACUGAAAUCUGCACUGAGAUCACCAAAGUCAUUUCAUAGUUAUAAAAAUAUACUGAGAGUCUAUUGACCAAAUACUGCAUUUGCAGAUGCAGUUCUACAGGUAUCUUCACGGUCAGAAACUUGUCACCUAAAGUCCUUUCUCCCCGCCCCCAAUAACAGCCAUUUUAUAAAGCU
Molecule: messenger RNA, 3156 nt
Organism: Chrysemys picta bellii (western painted turtle)
Lineage: Eukaryota; Metazoa; Chordata; Testudines; Emydidae
Gene: UAP1L1
Product: UDP-N-acetylglucosamine pyrophosphorylase 1 like 1
Biological process (GO): UDP-N-acetylglucosamine biosynthetic process
Molecular function (GO): UDP-N-acetylglucosamine diphosphorylase activity
Source: RefSeq, a predicted model, not a curated record